Messenger RNA from Aedes albopictus (Asian tiger mosquito), 6122 nucleotides. RefSeq lists its product as uncharacterized. The transcript has 5 exons. The record is from RefSeq and is a predicted model, not a curated record. Gene Ontology annotation, molecular function: aspartic-type endopeptidase activity; zinc ion binding; nucleic acid binding. Lineage: Eukaryota; Metazoa; Arthropoda; Insecta; Diptera; Culicidae. The coding region runs from base 1724 to 6073 and encodes 1449 amino acids. Gene Ontology annotation, biological process: DNA integration; proteolysis.
GUUGUGUGUGGGGCGAGGCAACAUUAGUCUAUGCUACCCUAAGCUAUACAUACAAACAUAUAACUGUUCUCUCUCACGGACGAGCAGCGACCUUGCGUCUCGGCGAUCAGCAGUCAAACAGUCAGUGAGGUAAGACGCGACGUGCAGUCCCGGACCGUGUCCCGCGCAAUGGGUGAUUUCCUCGUGAAGUGUAAGCGACACAUUUGGCGAUCCUGCCAGGCUAAUUCAUAGUUAUUAUGGGGAAAAGAACCAAAUAAAAAAAAAAACAUGGAAAUCACCUAUUGCGCAAUCAAUAAGUUCCAUCGAACAUCAAAAAGAUAUUCAAGAUGGAUACCAUGCAGCGGGCCAGGCCAAGGUGGAGGCAAGUGAAAGCAAGUGUGAGCGUGUAUUGACAACGAGAGAAGAGAACCGGGAGAGCCGUUUCGAUCUUGUGGAGAGGCAAAUUCCGAGGACCGAUGGAAGUUUCAAACAAAGUGCGAGUUUUGAGGACCGCUAGAGUAUUUUGUUUGAAUAGACUAGCGAGUUUUGAGGACCGCUCGAAUAUUGUUUUGAAAAGAAGGGCAAGUUUUGAAGACCGCCGAAAGUGUCAAACAAAGCGAGUUUUGAGGACCGCGUGAUUUUGCUUGAAUGAAAUAGCGAGUUUUGAGGACCGCUUGAAAUACGAAUUGAUCAGAAAAGCGAGUUUUGAGGACCGCUAAAUUAUUUUGUUUGAAUGAAAAAAGCGAGUUUUGAGGACCGCUUGAAUCUUGUUUCGAAGGUAAAGGCGUGUUGAGAACCUCUACGAAAAAUCACAUGGCGAGAGAAUUGAGAAGCACGUCAUCAAUCUCUGAGAGAAAACGAGCCAUAGUAUCUCGUGUCUCGUUUUGGUUAAUGCCACACAUACUACGUUGAGCGCAACCACGAACACACUCCAAGGCGCCCGAGAAUGCGCCGAAAACAGGGAAAAAACUUUGGACGUCGUUGCCCAGAAGAUUUCUACACGGAAAAGUGUUGCAUAGACAUUUUUGGGUUUACCAUUUCCAAAUUUGAAAAAAAUAUUGACGGUUUCCCCCCUCCUUAUCGAACGCGACGAGUCGUUUCUCCGACCUCACCGCAGCAGAGGUGGGGCUUGAUUCGUUGCGAUGAUUCAUAAAUGCCAUGUUUUGGUUAAAUUGUUGUAAGCCGAGCUCGAUGAAACCUUUGGGCUAAAUUGUCUUAUCUUUGGUAUAUGUUCCAUAAUGAUGUUUAUAAUGAGUUAAACGCAAAUACCAAAAAAGUGGUUGGAUAUUUUUUUAUUAAAAAAAAAAUACGCUCAAAUUGGGGUGAGUUAGAGGUUCCGUGUAAUCUUGAAUUCUGCUUUGCCGCAGCUUUCUCUCCGGCGACGCCAACUGUGCAACGUCUACCGCGUUCACACUCACCCAUGCACAUUACGUGCGCGAAAGCUAAGGAGAAGCGAAUUGGAAAAAAAUGGAACAAAAAAAAAAAAGUUUCAUGUAUGCGUGUGUGCAACGGCUAUAUGAAACGCGUUUUGUCUGGCUAUCUUUUUUCUCGUUCUUCGUCGUGUAAGUGGUUGAGAACAGCAGAGCAGCACAAGUAGAAGCAUCAGUGAAUUGAAAGAUUUCGGUUGUGCUUGUGCGUACUGGUUUUGUGAGAAUUUUUAUUUACAGAAAGUAAAGUUUUGUUCGGGAACGUUUUGAUUUCCACGUUUAUACGAAUCCACAGGAAAGGGGCAACUGGAUGAAACAUGUCCUCUUCGGGAAAAUAUGUUCGUGCGCCACCAGCUGCACCGGAAAGCGACGUCGAAGGCAGUUCGUGCGAUGAAUCGGAAGUCGGACGCUUCGUACGCGCUCCUUCCCAGGAUUCCAGUGCCGAAGAAGGAAUUGCUGAAGAAUACGGUCAGUCCUCGCGUUCUAGUCCUGGUUAUCAAAUGCAGCUGGAGGCUCGAGUACUGGAACUGGAAAACGUUAUUAAAAAGAUGAGCGGAGCCACCGAUGAUGCUACCCGUAUGACCCGCGAGGAAAGCUGCAGUGAGGUAGGUCCAUCAAUCACGCCCUCUGCACCACCGCCAACUUCGCCAACAACCUCACCGUCUCCAACUGGUGGAAGUGCAAUCCGUUGGGAUAACAUCAGGCCGUUCCCCAAGAAUGUGGCGGCAUCCAAAAUGUGGGAAGCUUGGGUGCGUUUCCUGGAGGAUUUUGAAGCGGCGGCUUUUCUUUCAAAUCUCAAGGAUCCAAAGCGUCGGGUUGAACUCCUUCUCCUUUCCAUGGGGGACGAGCUCAAAAGUAUUGUGCGGGCGGCAAAACUUCGACCGGGUGCCGAAGAGGGAGAUAACUUGUACAACAAGUUCGUUGGGAACAUUGAUAAGCACCUGAAGGCUAUGACAGAUCCAGCGGCGGAGCACGAGGACUUCUCGAAAAUGGUCCAGGAAGAAGGUGAACCGGCUGUGAAAUUCCACGCUCGUCUCACCGAGAAAGUACUUCUAUGCGACUACAGCCCAACGGAUCAAGAUCGCUUCGUCCGCACACAGCUACUGAGAGGCCUACGCAAUCAGGAACUGAAGAAAACAGCGCGAAUGUAUGGCCAUGAUUCCAACACUAUUGUUCAAGCGGCCACGCGAGCUGAAGCAUUCCAGGCGGAAAUGGCGGCGCUCGGAGGUGAGUCGAAUGCCCUCGUUGUAAGCAGUGGUAGGGUCCGCCCCAACGAAGGUCAAUUCAAGCGUAGACAGGCAGUCCAGCAGACAAACAGCAAACCAUUGAAGAGGUUCAAGUCCGAGAGAUCAUCUAGUUUCCAGCCGGGGUCGAGCGUAAGUCGUCGUAACAGGUGCCCCAGAUGCUUCAGACCUGCCCACAGAGGUGAAGAAUGUCCGGCGCUUCGGAAAAUUUGCAACGCGUGUGGGCAACGGGGCCAUUUCGCCGCGGCCUGCCGUGUAGAUCGCGUAAGCACGGUGAAGGACGAAUGGUCAGGAGCUCCUGUGGAUGACAAUCGUUCAGAACAGCAUAUCAAUGCUUUGUCCCUUCAAGAUGUGUUGGUAGACUGUAGCGUCGGUUCGUCUACCCCGAUCAAAUUUCUGAUCGAUUCUGGGGCUGACGUGAAUGUUAUCGGAGGUACUGAUUGGCGGAUACUGGAGAGUCAAUUCAAAUCGGGAACAGCAGCCCUCGACCUGAACACCAUCCUACCCCGAAACGAUAUUCGAGCCUAUGCGACCACUAAACCAAUGGAGGUCAAAUAUAGUUUUAAGGCUACACUAGAAGUGAUUGGUUUGAGCAAACCGAUUGUUACGGCUGAAUUUUUGGUUGUGGAGGAAGGCACGAGAUCCUUGCUGGGUAGAACCACGGCCAGUGACAUGGAACUUUUGAAAGCAGGAGCGAUGAUUAACACCUGUGAAAAAUCAACAGUUUUCCCGAAGAUGCCAGGUGUGAAAGUAAGGUUCAGCAUCGAUCACUCAAUCCCUCCUGUUCGUAACGCAUAUUACAACAUCCCGGCUGCAUAUCGCGAUGAAGCUCGUCAACGGCUUGAGCAGAUGGAAGCAAAAGGAAUCAUCGAAAGAGUUACUACUGCGCCAACAUGGAUUAGUGGAAUGUCCGCUCACCCUAAGGGUAAGAUGGACUUUCGACUAGUGGUAAACAUGAAGGCUCCCAACAAGGCCAUUAAGCGGGAAUACUUCCGUCUGCCGCUCAUCGACGAGAUGAAGACGAAACUGCACGGGGCCAAAUUUUUUACCAAGCUGGAUUUGUCGGACGCAUUCUAUCACCUAGAGCUAAGUGAAGAGUCGCGUGAACUAACGACGUUCCUUUCAGAACAUGGAAUGUACCGCUUCACUCGUCUGAUGUUCGGUGUCAACUGCGCGCCCGAAGUGUUUCAGCGAGAAAUGACCAGAAUUUUGAAGGACGUUGAACAUAAAAUUAUAUACAUCGACGACGUCCUAUUAUUUGCGAAAACAAUCGAUGAACUGAGAGCAACAGUUGCUGAGGUGCUAACAAUUCUGAGAUCAAACAACUUAACCCUGAAUGCGUUGAAAUGCGAGUUUGACCGAACACGGCUGAACUUCCUUGGACAUGAACUUAGUGAAAAUGGUUUCAAUAUCGAAGCGUCAAAGGUCAAGGACAUCCAAGCAUUUCGGCAACCCUCAACGUCGUCUGAACUCCGCAGCUUUCUUGGACUCGCAUCGUUCAUAAGUCCGUACAUCGAGAACUUUGCAGACAUAUCCGCUCCUUUGUGGGCUGUUUCGACGGCGCAAAAAUGGAGCUGGGAUAAGGAACAAGAAGUGGCAUUCAAUCUCGUUAAGCAAAGCAUCAUUGAUUCGACCAUAUCACUUGGGUUCUUUUCGGAUUCCGAUCGAACCAUAUUGUAUACUGAUGCUUCCCCCAAUGCUCUGGGCGCGGUGUUAGUUCAGGAGAACGAGGAAGGAAAACCACGAGUAAUAAGCUUCGCCUCAAAGUCGCUUACUGCAACUGAAAAGAAAUACGCUCAGAAUCAGAGGGAGGCAUUGAGCGCAGUGUGGGCAGUGGAGCAUUUCUCCUACUUUUUGCUAGGAAGGCAUUUCAUUUUGAAAACGGAUGCUCAAGGGAUGGCGUUUGUCCUAAGCAGAUCCCGUGAGGAAUCAAAAAGGGCUCUAACCAGAGCAGAUGGUUGGGCUUUACGGCUCAGUCCAUAUAAUUUCGAGAUUGAGUACAUCAGAGGUGUUGACAACAUAGCAGACCCAUCAUCACGACUCUAUUGUGGAGAUGAUGACGAGUUUAGUGAAGAAAUCAGCCCUUGGGAAGUCUGCGUUUUGGAGCCUCAGAGUGCUGAGAUUCUCACCGAGAAGGAAAUUCGUGACUGCACAAUGCAAGACGAAACCCUGAUGCAGGUCAUUCGUUCCUUGGAAACCCAAUCGUGGCCCAAGAAUCUGUCGAAAUUCAAAUCCAUCGCACCUGACCUCAAUUUCAUCAACGGAAUCUUGGUGAAGAACGGUUGUUUUGUCAUUCCGGAGGCCCUCCGGAAGAAAACACUGAAAAUAGCUCAUGCGGGGCACCCAUUGGAAGCCAAAUUGAAAGCUAUACUGCGUAGGCGUGUUUGGUGGCCAGGAAUGGCAGGCGAUGCAGAGGAGUGGGUGAAAUCUUGUGCGGUUUGUGCCGUAAAUGGGCGGCCAGAAAGACCACCGCCAAUGCAAAGAUCCUUUGCUCCGAAAGGCGUAUGGGAAACCAUUGCCGUUGACUUCAAUGGGCCCUACCUCAAGCUAGGAGGAAUAUCAAUCCUAGUAAUUAUUGACCUUCGGUCGAGAUAUGCCAUAGCCCGCCCGGUGAAGACAACCAAAUUCGAGCACACAAAAGCCGUGUUGGACGAUGUUUUUGAACGAGAAGGUUUCCCGAGGGCAAUCAAGUCAGAUAAUGGCCCUCCCUUCAAUGGCGAAGAGUAUUCCAACUACUGUUCUAUGCGAGGGAUUCAGACCAUUUUUUCAACACCAUUCUUCCCUCAACAGAACGGUUUGGUUGAAGGAUUCAUGAAGGUUAUUAACAAGGCUAUGGCCGCAGCAUUAUCAACGGGAGCAAGUUAUCAGAAGGAAUUACAGGCGGCAGUGCAAUCAUAUAAUGCGGCAGACCACAGCAUUACAAGAAUGCCUCCGGAGGAAGUAAUGACUGGUCGAAAGAUAAAGCGUGGAUUACCUUUGUUGAACUACGGAAAUGCUGGACACGAUGAAGAGUUUUUGGACGAGCGAGAUCGUACUGCCAAGCUCCAAUCAAAAGAACGUGAAGACUCCAGGCGGGGAGCCAAACCAAGCCGCGUCAAGCCAGGUGAUACCGUCAUCAUCGAACGUCCAUCCAGGGGUAAAGGGGAUAGUAGAUUUGACCCGAAACGUUUCACCGUGCUGCAGGAGAACAACGGAAGCCUGGUCCUUUCCGACCCAGGGGGCCAGCGGCUAAGACGUCACAUUUCGCAGGCUAAGAAGGUUCAGCAAUGGCGUGACCCAGCAUCCGAGGUAGCAUCUGAAGAAGUUCCCGCUGAUCCUGCCAACGACACCGCCAAUGCGAAUGAGCGACCCAGUAGAAUGAAACGACCUCCACAGUACUUGGCAGACUACACUCGAGCGAUUGAUGCAAACCUAAAGGAAUAAGAAGUCGAUUUUGAAUUUGGUUAGAAAUACAUGAAAGUUCAUACCAGAU